UUCAUCGAGUUCAUGUGGCUGUCUGAAGCAGAGCCUCUAAACACCUUCACUAUUUGACAGACUUGCAAUUCUGACAGCACUAAAAAGAGCCAAAACACAUGUCAAACGGAGCUGAAGACUGUUUGAGGUCAUGCAGCAAAAAAGUCUUAGAUGAACUGAGCUGGAAUACCCUGCGGUUGACUUUUAAACGGAAUCCAAAUGGAUGGUGGUUACAGUAGCGACCAUUUGCAGGUCAUUUAAGGUUCUACACACGAUGGCUGAUAUGUGCUGUAGAGCGAUGGAGCGAGGCAGAGGACGGGUUCCGUCUGACGCUAUGCCGCGACCUGGAUACCCCCAGCACUAUGUGCAGCAGACUGGCACCCAGCAGCCAGGGGUAGACAUCGAGGAGCUCGCCUCCAAACGGGUGGACAUCCAGAAGAAGAGGUUCUACCUGGAUGUGAAGCAGAGCACACGGGGACGCUUUCUGAAGAUCGCCGAGGUCUGGAUCGGACGCGGACGGCAUGAUAACAUCAGGAAGAGCAAACUAACCCUCUCCAUGUCCAUGGCUCCCGAUCUCCGGUACUGCCUGGGAGAUUUCAUUGAGUACUACGCUCGCAUUGGGCUGAGAGGCGCGCUGGCGCCACUGCGGAUCGAGGAGCAGAACAACGGCCAGGGCCGCCAACCUGACGCCCACAGGAGGCGGCCGGAGCACCGAGCAUCGCCGGUGUCCCCGGCCGGCUCUGCCGCAUCCGAUGAGAACGCCCACCGCGUCCUGAAGAGCGAGUUCAUCGAGCGGGACAAUAGGAAGUACUAUCUGGACCUGAAGGAAAACCAGCGGGGCCGGUUCCUCCGCAUCAGGCAGACCGUGAUCAAGGGCCACGGCACCAUGGGCUACUACGGCCAGGGCAUAGAGCAGACCAUCGUGCUCCCGGCCCAAGGGCUCAUCGAGUUCAGGGACGCGCUGUCACAGCUGAUCGAGGACUACGGGGACGAGGACACCGACGACCGCGGCAAGGGCUCCAAGAACUGCGGCGGCGAGGAGAGUCCGGACCUGCCGGAGGCGGCGUCCUUCCGCGUGGACAACAAACGGUUCUACUUCGACGUAGGGUCCAACCGAUACGGCGUCUUCCUGAAGAUCAGCGAGGUCAGGCAGCCGUACAGGAACACCAUCACGGUGCCGCUCAAAGCAUGGGCCCGGUUCGGGGAGAACUUCAUCCGCUACGAGGACGAGAUGAGGCGGAUCAUCUCGUGUCAGACCGAGAAGAGGACGGGCGCGGAGCCGGGGGAGGACGCCGAGGAGCCGGCGGACUAGCGGGCGGCCAGCGGUCCAGCAGUGAGUUGAACGGUGGAGCAGAAGAGACAGAGUGAUAAGAACCUAGACAUCGUAGCAAAUCAAGGUCAUGAUGAAGGAUCAUGUAAUGCAAUGCUGUACUGUAUGCACUGAUGUAGGCUACUGUAACUAUUGCCGACUACAACUUUUCUCUUAUGCUGUUGAUGUGUCCACUGACACCGGUUUCAAUUGGUCAGAUGAACACCGACCUCGUGUUUUAACAUCCAUUCACGUUUGAAAAAGAUGAGGUCCUAAGCCCGAUAAAGGAUGCAUGAGGGCGUGAAGACGCUGAUACUGCACACGUAACGUUGGGGUGCAUAUGGUGCUUUAGUGUGAGGAGGCCCUUGGCUGAGGAGAGAUGGCAACUGAUAGCUUUUCAUCCAUUAAUCACACCUCCAUCCUCAUGGACUGGGUAACUAUGGUCUGUUCGAUUUCUUAAGGAUCCAUUUGAUUGGUAAAGGAUCAAUAUCACGUUUAGGCUACCUAUUAGGCCUACCCUUUUUAGACUUCGACAUUGGAUAUCAAAAAUAAUAAAAGGCCCUUUACUGUCACUUUAAUGAGAAAGGCUUGCACCCCAAUUUAAUCAAUUAAACCAAUUAAUGAAAGUAGAUUUGCUCUGCCUUGCACAAUAUAUCUAUUUUGUAUUGCCUUAUUAUCUAGAGACACCUCAAUCCCGAAAUUAUUAUGCCUUUAAAAACCUUGUGGAUACUUGAAACAAAGGCCUCGAGAUUCAUAUUUUAUACAUAGAUAUAAUUAUGUUUCUUAUAAGAACGCAUCUUUGUAAUUAGGAAUCGAGUCAGAAAAAAAGGUAAAGUUCCUAACUUGUUAAUGUUCGAUCACAUACCAAAUUAUUUGAGCACAAAUGAAACUAAUAACCAUAUAAAUCCAGACCUUGCAUUCUCCAAUGUUUGAAAGAGCGUCUAGCUUCAAUUUCUUGACAAACCUUUCAUCUUGUUCUCCUAUGUAUGCCUACAGUUUAACAAAGCAUAGGCCUACAAUGAUGCUGGUCCAUGAGAUUAAUCUCACUAUGGCUGCCUGGAUAAGAACCACUAGUUUGUAUUUGACAAUGUCAACAGUUCAACGUUCAAUGUGAGAACCAAACGAAGGGAUUAGGGGUUGAUGAUCCAACAUUUUGUUGGAUCAUCAAUUUUGUUGUUUGGUUCUCUAUGUUUAAUACAUGUGGUUACAGAUGGUCAAAGUUAGGCUACUUUGAAUUUUGGGUCCACAUGCAGAUCUGAUUUUAGUUUUCUGCUCAGUGUCGACAAUAAAGGCUUAUUAGUGGCAUGGUUUUGGUGUUUUCCCGAAUUGUUAAUAAUCUUGUUUUAGAUGUUUAUCUUUGAUUAAGGCAGAUAUUAGCCUUGAGCAAUGGGAAGCCAAUGACAGUAUUAUACAUCCACAUGUACAAUUCAUAUUGAGGUUAUUAUCACGCAUCUCUCCGAGUCAGUAUGUUACUAUAUUUCCCACAAACCAUCAUCAGCGUUUUGAGGCCUGACUAAUGCUGAAGUUAGCACCUCUGUCUGAUGUGUACAGCAGUGUGUUGCUCACGGUGAGGCGUGACCCAUCCACACUUAGAUAAACCUCCCUAAUGUACAGGCACAUUCAGGGACAGACAUCUUUUAAAAAUAUCAAUUCAUUGAAAAAAUUAAGUAUUCCAACAAUAUGGUAAACACGGCUGUUCAAUUAACAUUUGGGCCAAAUCCCCUUCACCUUAAAAAAAACUAAACCACAUUCAUCUGUUUUAGAGUGCAAUGAAAUGUGUUUGUUUAAUGAAGUUAUUGGUGUGUGUGUGUGUGUGUGUGUGUGUGUGUGUGUGUGUGUGUGUGUGUGUGUGUGUGUGUGUGUGUGUGUGUGUGUGUGUAUGCCAUAGUAUAGAGUUAAUAUAGUGUGAGACUCUGACCUAGCUCCAAACAUUCUAAGACAAAGGCCAUUUGAAAACCUUUUAAUAUCAGGACAAAAUAUUAAAAGGUUCCACUUCCUUUUAAUAUCUUCAAGUUGGCAGACAAUGCAUUACAUUUAGUCCAAUAUGUUUCCCGGUUUUGAUGGUGCUGGAACAGAGAGUUAAUACAUAGCUUAAAUUAACAGUGAUUAGGCUUCCUCAUGAAUUGCCAAAUAGGGUAAAAAGAAAGAUAGGCAAACAUGUUAAUAUAGAAAGGGCUUAAAAUCUUUCUUUAACUGGAUUUUAUUUUGUCUUUAAUACCACUGUGCUAUCAAAUCUGCAUAUGUGCAGAUUUUCCAAUUUUGUGUAUUCCAUGUAUUAUAAACAAGAAUGCUAUGAAGUUGUACUAUGAAAGUGGAUUGUAUUUUUGCGAUUCCUCUUUCAGUGGUAGGCUAUUUUUUAUUUUCUUGUAACCAUGAGGUGAUCUUUCUUUGCCAAAAAGUUGUGUAUUGUGCUUUGUCUAUAUUUGCUAUUUGCAAUGUGUUAACAUUAUUUUUCCUGUGAAUACAUUAUCUGUCUCCAAUAUUAUUACAGAUCUAUAUGAAAACUAAAAGGCAUUACGAUAAUUAAAGGCACAAUUCAUGCAUUUUCUAAUAAUUUUAGAAAUGGAUCAUGCCAUACAUGUAGGGUACAGUAAAUAAGCAGUAACUAUACAAAUCUUAAGAUUCACAGUAACACAUUUUAAGAGAAGGAUAAAUUUAGCUAACAAAAAUAACCUUUUUUGUUUCCUUAUUGCGAAAAUAAAUAUUUUCAGCUUUUCUUAACUGAUUGAUAGUUUGCUGAAGAUGGACAAUCAUAGUGUUUUCUCUUUUGUCCCUCAGAAGUAAACUUGAUUUUUAAACCUUACCCCCAUCAAUAGUACAUAAUAUUUACUAUGUUUGCCCUGACUUUGAUAAAUUAUGCAAAAUGCCACCAUGUAUCUAUUCCCUGAUUCCCUAAUCUCCCCUGCCCUCUGAACGCGCAAUAUAUAACUGAUGUACAUAUCAGACAGUGAUGUUUGAUCUAUAGGGUCUUUGUAGGGUCGUUUGUUGAUUUGUACCAAUAGCUCUUAUGGUACAAUGAGCUCCAAAACUCCCCUGAUCUUGAAGUCUGAUUUAUAGCCCGAUUAACCUACUAAUUGAAAAGUAUUGUUUUUCGAUAAGGAUUUAGAGGUUUCUCAAUGGCUCCUUCUAGCAUUCUUCAACAGCUUUCCUGUGUACUGACGCCUUUAGCCAGACGUCAGCAGGGCAGGCUUCCAUGCAAUGUUAAAAGAGCUAAUUUGAUACCUGCAUCAGAAUCAGCCAUGAGGACAUCAUGUAACAAAGGAACACAUCGAUUCAAAGAAGCAAUAUCUCCUAUCAAUUUUCAAUAAUAACAUAUAUUUCAAAAUUUGAUCCAAAUAAAGCCAAAAUUAAAAAGCCAAAGAAAUUAAAGAUAGACGGGAUAAUGACUAAAAACACCUAUUGGGUAACCCUGGAAAAGAUAGCAUUUUGAUUAUGGAUUCAAAUUAUACUAUAU
Gadus chalcogrammus (walleye pollock) is the source of this 4742-nucleotide messenger RNA. It is a transcript of the gene purg, whose product is annotated as purine-rich element binding protein G. NCBI's taxonomy places the organism in Eukaryota, Metazoa, Chordata, Actinopteri, Gadiformes, Gadidae. The transcript has 2 exons. Gene Ontology annotation, cellular component: nucleus. Bases 203 to 1291 code for a protein of 362 amino acids. Gene Ontology annotation, molecular function: purine-rich negative regulatory element binding; RNA polymerase II transcription regulatory region sequence-specific DNA binding; DNA-binding transcription factor activity, RNA polymerase II-specific. The record is from RefSeq and is a predicted model, not a curated record. Gene Ontology annotation, biological process: regulation of transcription by RNA polymerase II.